AUUUCCAUUCAGGACAACCUCCCCCAAGCUGCCUCGUGCCGGGCCAUCCUCUCCACACCAACUCGACUCCUGAGUCCCAAAAUGACACUGCCAAAGGUUCGGGGGCCGAGGAAAUUACAACCCAACACGAAGGACAAGGCACGAUUGCCCGGUAAAUGAACCGGAACCGAGACGCCGUGACCAGUGGCCUGGUGAUAUAGAGCGCGUCGUUGUCGUUGUCGUUGUCGUUGUCGCAGUCAUACUCUAGCCGGAUCGCCAUCGUCACGACCGUCGGGGCCAUUGACUACUUGGCCCUCGUCGAAUCCAAAACCCACCCUCUGCGGACUUCGAUGCGAUCAUAAUCCCUUGUGCUGCCGGCCUUCGAACCCCUCUGCCGACCUAGCAGAGCCGUUGUCGCCAGAGAUGGCUGCCGCUACUACGACGCCGGUGUUGCCCACGCCCACGCCGACUCCCCCUUCGACCAAGCAUCCGUCUCACUCGGCACCCGUCACCCUUAACGAGGCCGGGCUCGACUCGCCCUCGUUUAGAGCUACCUCCGUCUACUUUGCUGAGCAGGUCGAUAUCAUCGAACGAUGGCUGGAAGGCUAUGCGAGGACGACGGCUAAGCUGUCGCACGACAUGCUGAGCCUCGAAGAUACUAUCAACACGUAUCUAACCAAGAUCAUCCCGCCGACCAACAUCAAUACCGUCGACCACGACUAUACCGCCCUGGCCCUCAAGCGGUACAAUGACGGGUCGAGGGAAUGGUGGACGCAGAUACUGAAUGCGGCUAGGAAGAUGGAGGCCAUGUCGGUCGAGCCCAUCCGCGGCUUUCUCCAGGGCGACCUGCGAAAUUUCAAGGAAACGAGAAAGAUCCUGGAGCAGACGCAGAAAGUUUUCGAUACGACGUUGGCUCGGUACGUGGGCCAGUCCAAGACGAAGGAGCCCUCGUCGUUGCGUGAGGACGCGUUUGCCGUGUACGAGACUCGCAAGGCCUACCUAAAGGCGUCCAUGGACUUCUGUUUCUUCGCGCCCCAAUUUCGUAUCAAUCUCGACAAGCUCCUUGUGCGGAUAUCCUGUGACCUCUGGCGUGAGAUGAAGAAGUCGCGAGAUACCGCGGGGAGCUUCGGGCGGUACAGCCACGAGAUGGAUCGGGUGAGAGGAUGGACCAAAGAGAUGGAGCUUAGCGAAGCCACAUUCCAACGCGAGUUGCAGAUAGCACGGCGUGAUAUAGGGGAGGUCGCACUAGCUACCUUCAAGCCGUCGCGCGAGAUCGACGACUACAGUGCCUCUACCGUUCCUUUCUUAGGAUCCAAGGGGCCUAUGAAUGUUGCUGCUGCCGGAACUCCCGCGGUGAUAGCGGAGAAACAAGGCUGGCUAUUCCUACGGACGAUAACCGGCAAGCCAUCUAGGACCAACUGGAUCCGAAGGUGGUACUACUGCCGGGAUGGUAUCUUCGGCUGGCUCGUCAGCAGCCCACAGGGUGUCUUGCAGGGUGACGAGAUCGGCGUCCUUCUCUGUAACGCAAAGCCUGCCGUCGGCGAGGAACGCCGGUUCUGUUUUGAGGUCAAGACUAAGAAUCAGACGCUGCUACUCCAAGCUGAGACCCAGGCCCAGCUGAUGGAAUGGCUCGAGGUGUUUGAAGUGGCUAAGAAGAAGGCGUUUGAAGCGAGUGUGAGUCGGGACAGUUCGACUCUACCCGGCGGCAUCGAUCCGGCCUUCUCCAUCACACCUCCUUCGCUACCGGAAUUCUCUGCCAAGGCAUUAGACACGCAACUUGACGAAGGGUCGGCAACUGCUGACCGAGCUGGAACUCUACCACCCCCUGCUCCCGACGGGGGUUUGGUUCCUAGACCAAGCUUUGAUCUCAUGUCAGCUCCGCCAAAACGAUCGGUGACAUCUCUAGCUCGUGAGGAAGGCGAGACAAGUCGGGAGCACGCAGCCCGGAUCAUGCAGAAGCUCGAUCUUCAUCGCAAGGCUACUUUCACUUCAGGUACGGAUGUUGGAUCUCUGUCGACAACAACCCCGGCCGGUGGCAUCGCCAGUCUCAUAUCUGCCAGUCAUGGUCUAUUGCCGGGAUAUCCUCCGGCAGCCCCCAAGCAAACGCAAGGGCCGAUAUUGGUGUUGCCAGGACCCGGGACACAACCCGGUAGCCUUGCCCCUUCAACGCUAGCCAAACCGCCAGCAAUGACCAAUCUUAGCGGGAUGGCUGUUGUUUACAGUAGCGACCGAGCAUUCAGCGCAAACCCGACGCAGAGCUUACCGGCUGCAAUAGUGGCAAAUUAUUGGGGUAGCAAUACAUGGGGUCAAGAGCAUUUAUCCAGGGCCACUUCGCGUGCGGAUUUUGAUCCGGACGAUCCCUUCGGGCCCAAUUCGCCCUCAAUCAGGAUGACCGUUGGCGAUGGCGAAGAGGCCAGAAGCCCAACUUCAGCACAUAAAAAGGCUAUCAGCAUGGACGCGAGGCUAUUGCAACCAAAAAUCGUUCAACCUGUUCCAGAGAAGCCGCCGCAGGAGAUCUUCCCGACCAAUUAUCCCGUGGAGCUCAAAACCAAUUCCGCACAGUUCCGGUUACUGUUCCCACGGGUGUCCUUGGAGGAGAAACUGGUGAUGGUCUUCCGGGCCUCCUGGAUCAGCACCUCCGAGACGGAUCGUGAUGCGCCCCAGAUGGCCGGUAACGGACGAAUCUACGUCACAUCGGAUAAUAUGUACUUUUAUGGCCACCAGAUGGGCCUCGUGGUGACUUAUACCAUCACUCUCGACACCAUCGCAGAGGUGACAGCCGCGCCUGGUAGAGACUGCGAUUUCAUUUUCCUUCACCUAAACCAACGAGCAGACGACAUGGGAUACACGCGAAUCACGAUCAAGACCUUUCUCGAGGAUCUUGAUCUACUACAUGCACGUUUGAAUCUUCUCAUAGACGACCUACAAGCUGAGGAGCCCAUGGAACUACCAGAGCUUAUCCGCUCUCUCAUCAACUUGGAUAAAGAAGAGUUAGACAAGGAUAGCCCUAGCGUAGAUAGCUGGGAAGAAAUUUCGGCCCAGACCCCUGUGGACAAUGGCACCGCGGGCGGUAGGGCAAUCGGUCCCCGACAUCACGGUUUCGGCCAUAGAUCUCGGCACAAGCUGUCGCGCAGACCCUUUCCGAAGUUUCAACUCCCAGCCCAGCCGGUCAUCUACGAGCCCGACGGUAUGCAGAGGAAAGUUGCAGAGCGGAAUUUCGAAAUCAGCGCUAAGGCAUGCUUUCACGUGUUGUUCGGAGACAAGAGCUUCGUCUUCCCCAAGCUCUAUUUCGAACGGAGAGCUCAGCAAAUUUCGCAGGGCCCUUGGAAGCUAAACGACGCCGGCAAAAUGCAAAGACAAUUUCAUUUCAAGGUUAACUACACCACGGGGCUGGGUAGGUCUAAAGCGGAGGACAUAACGGACGAACAGACAAUCGACUUAUUCAGCGAACACGUCACGUACGUUGUCGCACACGUGAAGACGCCGUGGCAUCUACCCCACGCGCACGGGUUCAAGUUGGUGACGAAGAUCGUCAUCACGCACGUCGCCAAGUCAAAAUGCAAAUUAGCCAUAUUUACAAAAGUAGCUUGGUCUAAGCCACCAGCACUGGCGAAGAACAUGGUUGAGCGGCAGGCACUCGACGACGCCGGGCAGGACGCCGAGGAGCUUGCCGAAGUGGCGACAGAUCAAGUGCGGAAGCUCGGUCACCACAGCCGCACGAAGAGGGCCAUCCAGGUCUACGGUAACGUCGGGCAACAGACGCAGGUUGUCGUCUUCACGCCCGGGGAGAACGACGCAUCGAGGAAGGCGCACAUCAACCCGCGUACGCUGAAUUCGAUGCUGCUCGAAACCAUCAGAUCUUUCGGCGACAGCGUCGCAUCGUCCCUGAUGAUGUGGACAUUCGCGGGGGUGAAGAAGCUGUGGGAUAUCAUCACGGCGCAGUGGAUCAUCCUAGGCCUGCUCGGAUUCAGCGUGCUCACCAACAUCGUUCUCUCGUCUCAGGGCAUGUCGACGUGGUGGGGCGAACGACGAGCAGCCAACUUUAUGAAUCGCGUCGGCGUCAGCCCGAAUGCGAUGAUGAGCAGGGCCAUCUACAUAGCGGACCUAGACGAAGCGGCCAAGAGUUCGGCCACGCCAUCUUCGUGGCCGCAGGACAGCUACUGCUAUUCGACAUUCCAGUCCAUCGCCAACAGCAGCAGCAUGGACGCGCCGUACGAGUACACGGGCUCCUCGCUCUCUUGGAGCUCGAGCCGCGCAACGGCGCGGCGGCUCCGGCAGACGCGGCAAAAGCUCGGUUCGUAUCGGCACGACCUGCUGGUCGCGAUGCGGGUGGUCAACAGCGUGGAGCGGGAGAUGCUUCAGGCCGAGUGGGAGAACUGGCUACUGGAUGAGAACCACCGGUGCGAGCAGGUGGAGGUCGUGCUCGCGACUUGGGACAGCUCGUCGUCGCCGACUAGCGGCGGGGCUAAGGGGGGCCCGGGGAGAGACAGCGAGCUAGCGCAGAAAGUUCUGCAGAGUGUGGGCAAAGACGAGUCCAAACGCAAGGGCUUGCAGCUGUGGUACGAGGAGUACUGCGGCAGCUGCCGAGAGGACCGGGAAGUGCUACUGCGGGAGAGGGAGAGCUUGUCUCUCGCGGGGACGGUAUAUUAGCACGCGGCGAGUGUCAGCCGCGGUCGGCCGGGCGGUAGGGAGAGAAGAUAAUAGAGGCUGCAAGUACAAGGAGGUCUCGGACGAGUAAUCACUGUUUAUAGAAGUGCGCGCUCCCGGUCUGUUUCGUGGGAAGAGGAGGAGUAGGUCGUGGGUAUCACAGGCAUGAAACGCUGCAUAGACAGGUUAGAGUGUCUGUUCUUUUGUUCGUCGAGUUUGUACCAAUGCAGGGUGGUGGUGGCAGUAGUAGCAGCACCUAGGACACGAAUACCCCAGAAUCGAACGUGUUGUCCUUGAGAACAUAACGAAUAGUGCCGCAUUUUCUUAGGUGCGCAUAUAUGUAGAUACCGCCGCCUCUUGUUACUUUGGUUAUUGUAUUGUAUUUUUGUUGUCUUUGGAUAGGAUCGUCCAUCGGUGCAGCCCCUAUUCCCAUCCCACGACUGGGUUCCCCGUUUGAUGCAUUGGAGGGUUACAUACAUAUGUUUUGGUACGUGACGUCAGGGGUAUAGACACGAGAUUGGAUGG
Durotheca rogersii is the source of this 5151-nucleotide messenger RNA. RefSeq lists its product as uncharacterized. Gene Ontology annotation, molecular function: protein binding. The record is from RefSeq and is a predicted model, not a curated record. Gene Ontology annotation, cellular component: endoplasmic reticulum; plasma membrane; cytoplasm. The transcript has a single exon. Bases 403 to 4629 code for a protein of 1408 amino acids. Lineage: Eukaryota; Fungi; Ascomycota; Sordariomycetes; Xylariales; Xylariaceae.